Molecule: messenger RNA, 1027 nt
Organism: Pundamilia nyererei
Lineage: Eukaryota; Metazoa; Chordata; Actinopteri; Cichliformes; Cichlidae
Gene: rps27.2
Product: ribosomal protein S27, isoform 2
Exons: 5
Coding region: 73-327 (84 amino acids)
Biological process (GO): translation
Cellular component (GO): ribosome
Molecular function (GO): structural constituent of ribosome
Source: RefSeq, a predicted model, not a curated record
CUCCCAGUCAGUCAGCAGUUUCCGGUACGUGGACAGCGAGUCUUUUUCCGGUGAGAGUCCAAACACGCAGACAUGCCUCUCGCAAAGGAUCUUUUGCACCCAACCCCCGAGCAGGAAAAGAGACGACACAAGAAAAAGCGUCUUGUUCAGAGUCCCAACUCCUAUUUUAUGGAUGUCAAAUGUCCAGGGUGCUACAAGAUCACCACAGUCUUCAGUCAUGCUCAGACUGUAGUUCUGUGUGUCGGCUGCUCCACGGUCCUGUGCCAGCCGACAGGAGGGAAAGCUCGCCUGACAGAAGGAUGCUCAUUCAGGAGGAAACAGCACUAACCUGAUCAGAUGGGGUUCGACAUCCUUGAGAAGAGAAGGUGUGGUCAGAGAUGAGGCCCAGCACUAGAUGCAAAGUUCCUCUGGAAACAAGGGGGCCAGCUCUAGAAAAGGAAGCAAACUGUGGCUACGUCUCAAGAAAGUUGACUUGACUGCAGAGUUUUCUUGUGUAAAAAGGGCACUCUGCAUGAAUAAUUAUUAAUACAUUUCUUGUGUCUUAUGUUUUAAUGCCACAGUGAUGUCAGCACUAUAAAGUAGGCGAUGAUGUCAGUGGCAUCAGUGCAGGGUUCCCUCAGUCUGAAUGAGGGUCUAUUCAGGGAAGGACACUGUUUGCUCUGCUUUAAAAAAACAAACAAAAGGAAGUUAAUUAAAUUUCAAUGAACAGUGUGGUUGUGCAUUUAUGUGUGCUUGCGAGCUUUCUGUGCAAAUGAUCAUGUGGGAUGAAUUCUUGUCAGGUUGUGAAAAAUCAGUUGCUCUGAAAGGGCUGACACUGCAGGAGCAGGUUGUGGCCGCAGGUUACUCUCACCUGUGGUUUACGCUUGCGCGCACGUAGGCCCUGUGCACAGCCUCUGUGACAGCAGUGAUUUGUACACUGAAUAAAUAUGAAAAUUAAAUCAGGAGACGGAGGGAUUUGAUAACUUUGUUGUUGCUAUGGUUACAUUUUUAUUGUCUUGCUUGUAUUGGACACUAACAAAUAAAAUUA